Molecule: messenger RNA, 2294 nt
Organism: Vitis vinifera (wine grape)
Lineage: Eukaryota; Viridiplantae; Streptophyta; Magnoliopsida; Vitales; Vitaceae
Product: pentatricopeptide repeat-containing protein At3g14730
Exons: 2
Coding region: 255-2144 (629 amino acids)
Biological process (GO): RNA modification
Molecular function (GO): protein binding; RNA binding
Source: RefSeq, a predicted model, not a curated record
GGUCAGUCAAUCUUUUGUUUUCAUUUGUACUCUGUUUCUUGUGACUUCUUUUCUUGCUGAAAUAAAGUUAGGGUUUUGUUUUUGAACCAUGAGAUUGGGGAAGGUUUUUGGGUGUGUAAUUUGUUUUAGUUUUUCUAGCUUCAAAUGAUGAGUAUUUGAUCUGUUGGCUUCCUCUCUCGUUUGUACCAUUAAGAAACAAGAUACGGGAUUCAACUUUUCAAAUCCAGUUUCAGCUAAUAUUGAACGCAUAUUAAAUGAACAAAAGAACGUGCUUCUUUGGAAUUCUAAUCAAGAAGUCUCCUUUGUUUUUCAACUUCUCUUCCAUAUCCACCGCAAUUCAAUCUUUCCAACAACCCUACAAUCUCACCACAUGCAUUGCUUCAUUGCAAGCCUCUGCCCACCACAAGAACCUUUCCAAAGGCAAAGAAAUCCACUCAUAUAUGCUUAUCAAUGGCUUCCUCAACUCCCCGCUUUCUAUCACAAGCCUUAUCAACAUGUACUCCAAGUGUAAUCAAAUGAACUUUGCUUUGUCAAUCUUCAGCGACCCCACCCAUGAAAUAAAUGUGUUUGCUUUUAAUGCAAUCAUAUCUGGGUUCAUCACCAAUGGUUUUCCCGAAGAGGGGUUUGAAUUCUAUCAAAAGAUGCGGAAUGAGGGUGUUAUUCCAGAUAAGUUCACCUUCCCAUGUGCAAUCAAAGCUUGCCUUGAUGUUUUGGAGAUUAAAAAGAUUCAUGGGUUGUUGUUUAAAUUUGGAUUGGAAUUGGAUGUCUUCAUUGGUAGUGCUUUGGUAAAUUGUUAUUUGAAAUUUGGUCUGAUGGAGCAUGCACAAGUAGCAUUCGAGGAAUUGCCAAUAAGAGAUGUUGUGCUAUGGAAUGCUAUGGUUAAUGGGUAUGCACAGAUUGGUCAGUUUGAGAUGGUGUUGGAGACUUUUAGGAGGAUGAAUGAUGAGAGUGUUGUUCCAAGUAGAUUUACUGUUACUGGGGUCUUAUCAGUUUUUGCUGUGAUGGGAGAUUUGAAUAAUGGCAGAAUAAUUCAUGGGUUUGCCAUGAAAAUGGGGUAUGAUUCAGGUGUUGCUGUUUCAAACUCAUUGAUUGAUAUGUAUGGGAAAUGCAAGUGCAUUGAAGAUGCAUUGGAGAUUUUUGAGAUGAUGAGAGAGAAGGAUAUAUUCUCAUGGAACUCAAUUGUAUCUGUUCAUGAACAGUGUGGUGAUCAUGAUGGUACUCUAAGGCUUCUUGAUAGGAUGCUGGGUGCAGGGAUUCAGCCUGAUUUGGUCACAGUCACAACUGUCCUUCCAGCUUGCUCUCAUUUAGCAGCAUUGAUGCAUGGUAGAGAGAUCCAUGGGUACAUGAUUGUUAGUGGGUUGGGGAAGGAUGGUAAAGAUAUUGAUGAUGUUUUACUGAAGAAUGCUGUUAUUGACAUGUAUGCAAAAUGUGGGAGUAUGAGGGAUGCUCACUUGGUUUUUGAAAGGAUGAGCAAUAAGGAUGUGGCUUCAUGGAACAUUAUGAUUAUGGGUUAUGGCAUGCAUGGAUAUGGUAACGAGGCAUUAGAAAUGUUUUCUCGCAUGUGUGAGGUACAACUUAAACCCGAUGAAGUUACUUUUGUUGGAGUUCUGUCAGCUUGUAGCCAUGCAGGCUUUGUGAGCCAAGGCCGUAACUUCUUGGUGCAAAUGAAGUCAAAGUAUGAUGUUGCUCCAACCAUUGAGCACUAUACAUGUGUGAUUGACAUGCUUGGUCGGGCUGGGCAGCUUGAUGAGGCUUAUGAGUUGGCAUUGACAAUGCCAAUUGAGGCAAACCCUGUGGUAUGGAGGGCUUUGCUAGCAGCAUGUCGGCUCCACAAACAUGCUGUUCUGGCCGAGGUUGCUGCUCAACGUGUAUUUGAGCUUGAACCUGAGCAUUGUGGAAGUUAUGUAUUAAUGUCAAAUGUUUAUGGAGCUGUUGGCCGAUAUGAAGAGGUGUUAGAAGUGAGGCAUACAAUGAGGCAACAAAAUGUGAGGAAGACACCAGGAUGUAGCUGGAUUGAGCUCAAAAAUGGUGUGCAUGUUUUUGUUUCGGCUGAUCGAGCCCAUCCAGAAGCCCACUCCAUAUAUGCUGGAUUAAACUCAUUGACUGCUCGUCUGCGUGAGCAUGGAUACGUACCAGAUGUCUAGGGUGGCAAUAUUAACAAUUUGUACCUCUUCCCAGAAAGACUUAUUGAAAUGGAAAAAGGCAAUGGUUGUUGCUUCUCUGCAAUGACAUCGAAUCCUACCAUCCUUGUUCUUGUUACCAUCAUCACCGUUAUUUUGACUCGUGUUCUAUAU